Necator americanus (New World hookworm) is the source of this 249-nucleotide messenger RNA. RefSeq lists its product as uncharacterized. Lineage: Eukaryota; Metazoa; Nematoda; Chromadorea; Rhabditida; Ancylostomatidae. The record is from RefSeq and is a predicted model, not a curated record. The transcript has 2 exons. Bases 1 to 249 code for a protein of 82 amino acids.
AUGACACAAUCUGAGUCCGGUUAUUAUGUGGAAUCUUCAUCACCAUUGGAUUCAGCGCUGUUUUUCGUACUGGCUGCUUUUAUUUUAAAUAUUAUUGUCGUCUUCAUGGCAUUCUGCUAUUUCGAUCCAUCUCCGGAACCGCCAUUGAUCAAUCGGACAUAUAAUACGCUGAGACGACUCAGCAAAGGGCGAUCCAGUAGUCAUCAGUUGAAAGAGGCUGAAGAUUCGAAUGCAGUUUUGUUUGUUUAA